This is a messenger RNA of Amphiprion ocellaris (clown anemonefish), 13284 nucleotides long. RefSeq names its product syntaphilin b (gene snphb). Gene Ontology annotation, cellular component: mitochondrion; cytoplasmic microtubule. The coding region runs from base 249 to 2969 and encodes 906 amino acids. The record is from RefSeq and is a predicted model, not a curated record. The transcript has 8 exons. Gene Ontology annotation, biological process: neuron differentiation. NCBI's taxonomy places the organism in Eukaryota, Metazoa, Chordata, Actinopteri, Pomacentridae.
UCCUCUCCUCCCACCCAGCCCCGACCUCCUGCAUCCUCCCCCCGGCCUUCCCCCUCCCUCCAUCCGCUCCUCCAUCACUCCUCCCCGGGCCGCUGAGGCAGGACCACCGCUCCGUCAGCGCCAGCAGCCGCAGGGACGCGAUGAACCGACGGCGCAGGCUUCAGGCUCCCGGUGCUGAGCUGAAGGACGAGGAGGGGAAGUGAGGACAGAAAGACAACCUGAGGUGGCACUAGAGCUCGUCCGGCUCCAUGUCUGCUCCUGCUCCAGCCAAUCGGAGGUCUACGUCGGGUUCUCGCCGAUUCAACCCUCUGAAGGCGCUGCAGCCCAAACGCCGCUUGCAGCAAAUUCUGGCGUCCUCGCCCGUGCCGGUGUCCAAGCCGGCGUCCGGGUCGGGGACGGCGGCGCCAGCGGCCUCGGCGCCGGUGGCCAUUCCUGUGCCGGCUCCGCCUGCGUUUGACUAUUGCAGGUUCAUUGAGCUAGACUACGUUCCCAUGGAGACAGGCUAUAUGGUCUCAAUGCGCCCGACUAAAGGUUACACAUCGACCAAGUCACCGACUAAAGGAUACACUUCCACCAAGUCUCCAGACCGACACAGCCGCUCGACAAACUCUCCCUCCACCCCUCGUUCCCGGCGGACUCCGGCCACGCCCAGCAAUAGAGAUCCCUAUGGCAACACCUCCCUCAGCAGCAGCAGCAACUCAGGCUCUUGUAAAGGCAGCGACUGCAGCCCCACCAAAGGACGUCACCAGAAGUACACGUCAUGUACAGACAACCAUGGGAUUCGCCCGCCUCCACCAGAACAGUACCUCACACCCCUGCAACAGAAGGAGGUGUGCAUCCGACACUUGCGGGCCAGGCUAAAAGAAACCAUCAACACACUGCAGGAUAGGGACACAGAGAUAGAUGAGCUGAAAGGUCGGCUUUACCGGAUGCAGGAGGACUGGGUCGAGGAGGAGUGUCACCGAGUGGAGGCUCAGCUGGCCCUGAAGGAGGCACGUCAGGAAAUCCAGCAGCUCAAACAGGCUGUGGAAACUGUUCGUGCCAGGCUCAGCGAUGCCGGGGGACUCAGCGGGGACGCAGGGGUCCAGAAGUACUUCCAGGACAUCAACACUCAGAACCACAAGCUCGAAAACCUUUUGCUCAGCAUGGAGUUGGCCCAGGCCGGAUUAGCCAAGGAGGGGGAAGCCAUACCGGGCUGUCGCACCCGUGUUGGGGGUUCAGCACCAGCAUCUGUCUCGGGGGAAAGUCCUGGGGGAGUACCCAAACUGUCAGUAGGAGGUAGGGGGUCUUGCUCUUGUGAUGGUUCUCCAGCACGUUCUCUGACUCGGAGCUCCACCUACACCAAGUUGAGUGAUCAGGCGCUGGCGGAUCGCAACGGCAACGGGUCGGAUUUUCCUUGUCUUUCAGGUGACGGCACCCAGGACAGCGGCUUUGUGUGCUGUGGGGAGAGCAGCAUUCCCAGCCGGGCCGACCUGCUGCUGGAAGCCGCCUUUCUAUCCGAGGAAACCGCAUCUUUACUUAACUCCUACUCGCAGACCUUCUCCCACUCUUUGCCUCACUCUCUACCCAACUCUUUGCCUCACUCUCUACCCAACUCUUUGCCUCACUCUCUACCCAAUUCUCUGCCUCACUCUCUACCCAACUCUCUGCCCCACUCUUUGCCUAACUCUCUGCCUCACACCUACUCCCACACCUUACCUCAUUCCUUCCCUCACAAUUUGUCUCACGCUGUGCCACACACUAUGCCGCACUCCUCCACCUAUGAGAAGCUGUGCACAGGCGAGCGUCUGUCACCUUUUCGUUGUGGUCUGGGAGGUGUGAGCUGCAUGAGCCACCCUUGUCUGUCUCACCACCACCUGUACCUACAUCCUUUGAGGGAGAUGGGCAUUCAGACGGAGAGCUGCCCCAUUCCCGCCACAGCAGGGUAUCCUUCUGAUCUGGACACCAUUGCAGAGCAGCGCACCUUCCGGUCCCAGGCCUGCAGCCCCACCUCCACCUGGAUGUCCGACGAGGGGGACGAGGAGCUCGACUCCAUUACCACCACGACUUCAGUAACCACGGCGACUGUCAUGAGUACGGCCACAGAGCCAAUCCCAGUUUCUAAAACACCGCUGGUCCCUCCUUUACCACGAUCCGCCACUGUGGCCUGUUCUAUGGAGAGUCCUUUGCGUGGCAGGAAGGAGGAAGAGGAGAAAGAGGAAAAACAGGAGAAGGAGAAGCAAGAGAAGGAAGCUUCUGCAACAGAGGACAAGGUGCAAACCCCUGUGAUCAGACUGGUAGAAGAAGUGCAGCAGACACAGGUGGGCUCAGUGGAAGGGAAGGAGGUGGAAAGUCAGGGUGCUGGGGAGGCAGCACAAGGAAAUCUGUGUGAUUUAGCAGAGACAUCAGCAGGGACACAGGCUGAGCUUAGGUUUGCAGGAUGCUGUGGAGAAGGCAUGCAGAGUGGGACAACACUUGCAAACCUUAAAGCUGAGGACAGGCAGCAAGAAGUUUCUCUAUCAGCAGGCUCAACCCAGACAGAGACAGUUGAGCCAAGUCCAAGUAGCCCAGGAUUAUCUCCAGGCGUAGAACAACCUCAUACAUCUCAACCAAGGAGAUCUGCUUCCAGUGAGGAGAUAGCUGGCGUCACGGUGGUGGAGGUGCACGACGAGGACGAGGACGAUGACGAGGAUGAACCUAAAGAACAAGGAGCAACAGGGGGCGCUGCAGCAAAGGAUGGAGAUUCUGGGACAAUUCAAAAAAGCUACUGGAGUCGUCACUUCCUAGUGGAUCUGCUAGCGGUGGCCAUUCCGGUGGUGCCAACGGUGGCGUGGCUUUGUCGUGGUCCAGUCCGCAACGGUCAGCCCAUGUACCACAUAGGGUCACUGCUGAGAGGCUGUUGCACUGUGGCGCUGCACUCACUUCGCAGGGGAGGUGGGUUGAGGCAUUACCCCGCAGGCGGGGGAGACCUGGGGGGCUCACAGAUAUAAGAGGAGGAUCUGAUCAGCAACCUCGACGGUCCUUAACCAAACCUCACCUGUGUGGGUUGUUGGAAGAUACCUACAGGGUGAGUAGAAGAAGAGAAAGAACCUCCUGUCCUGCACUUCUUAUCAAGGUCAGCAGCUGAGAGGAGUAUCAAGGUCGGGAAACGUGCAUUUCGGACUAAUAUCUGUGACCGGUGAACUAAUCUGUUUGGUCCUGCUCCUCAUUGUCUCACCCAGUGGUCCUUGCUGUUGCUACCUAAAUGUCCGUCAACACGACUGACUUGUACAAAACUGGAUGAGCUGAUUGAAAUGAAUGAUCUAUGCUUGGACGUUUGACACCGAUUGUUUUUUUUUUUAUUCUUAAAUGCAGGGAGAAUGUUAAAGAUUUGAUUAUAUGUCAACCUAUUCUCAAUUCUGACAUGUUCAGUUGUUCAUGAGUUGGUGAAUGUGUACAUUAAAUACAGUAUAUUGAGUACAGCUCUGUGCAAUAUAGCUUUAAUGUCAAACGUUAUCAUCUCUCAGUAACUCCAUUACUUUAAACUGGAACAGUAGCUAUUUGUUCUUCUGUCAAAUGAGCUUCACUGUCAGGUCUAUGCAUUCACUGUGGCCAGAUCCACACCUUUGCUGGACAGAUUUAUCUUGGUCUCAUCUGACCAAAGAAUGUGUUUAUAAUACAUUCUUUGGUCAGAUGAGACCAAAGAAUGUGUUCAUAACAUUCAUCAAGUUUCCUUUCAUGCAGUUCAGUAAAGUUUUAUGCUGCACUUUUGUGUCUGUGGCUCUGAUUAGUGGUACUACGGCUCCUUCUGCACCUCCUGAUGACUGCUGCAGCUGCAUAUUCAGUGAUUUUGAGUCACACAUCGUUCUUUUUGUAUAAUUUUCCAUUCCGUUUGUGAAGUGUCACAAUCAGAUUUUUACUUUUUUUUUUUACCAUGCGGAGCCAUGAUGCAGACAUGCAGAUAGAUUCAGCCCAUAGGGCCAAAACUCACAAGGUUUCGCUGCUCACAGCUCAUUUUCUAACCAUGUUCAUGCAGUUAGACUGAUUGGAAGUCUCAUGUGGACUCCGUUUAGUUUUCAAUGAUCACAGGUUUUCGGGAUUGUGCUUCAUUUGCUAGAAGUAAUGCAGCUUUUAGAGGUGAUUCAAUUGUGAAUCAUUUGACAUUUAAGAUAUUGCACUGAGAUGUACUCACUUCUGCUGUGUACUGCAUAUGUAUAAAAGUGUGUACAUGUAUAGCUAAGCUACAAGAAGCUACACACAAUGACUGAGAGAAAAUCCACUCUAAUAUAAAAUUUGCAUGUUUCUAAUAACUGCAGGCAUUUUUCAUCGAACUCUGAGAUUUUCAAAAUUUUAAUGCUAUUAGAAAAUAACAACAUACAGACAGAACUCAGGUUUGUUCUGAGGGUAGAAACACAGCCAACCCAGUCAGGUUUUUCAAUCUACUCUUACUCUGUUUUGUUAUUUCUCUUUAUGCCGGGUUCAGAGUAAGCAAGAAUUUGUCCUUGAAUUGUUCAUCUGACUGAUUUUAGAAUCGGUGCAAAUUUCUGCAGCAUCCAGAAUGACUGAAAAUUUGCAGAAUGACACAAAUUUGUCCAAGAUGCUUUAAAAACCAUCCAAUAUGACUCAAAUUUUGUCUAAAAUGACUUGAAAAUGAUCCAGAAUUGCAGAAAAUUCGCCCAGAAUUCCACUAAAGUUGUCGGCAAUGACAAAAAUCUUCCUAAAAUGAUUUCAAAAUGUACAAAAUGACUUUAAAAAUGACCAAAAUUACUUAAAUCUGUUCAGAAUAAACUGAAAACAUUUUUUAAAUGACUGAAAACUAUCAAAAUGGCAUGAGAGGAUUAGAAGCAGAGUGGUCUAACCCACAAAAAAUCAGAACUGAGUUUUAUAUAAUUUCUGCAAUAUUUUAUGGUCUAGUGGCAGUGGUGGCGCAACGGUUAAGUCUCUGGACUACUGAUCAGAAAGUCAGAGGUUCAAGCCCCGAUGCAGCCACUGUUGGGCCCUUGAGCAAGGCCCUUAACCCUUCCUGCUCCAGGGGGCGCUGUACCGCAGCUGACCCUGCGCUCUGACCCCCCCAAUUGGGGAGAGAUGCGAAAAUCAGAAUUUCCCCUCGUGGGAUUAAUAAGGGAUAAUUAAAAAAAAAUAAAUAAAAAUAAAAAAAAUGUUAGUGACAAAGUGUUCUAACCCACAACUCAAAUAUAGCCUUACAGUGAAUGUUAGACCAUUCUUGAAAACACAAAACUUUGAACCCAUUUUUCUCCAAAACUACAGAAAAUGGGUCAGACCACUCUGCUUCCAAACCCUUAUUGUCCAAAAUGACUUGAAAAUGAUCCAGAAUUUCAGAAUGUUUUCCAGAAAUUAUCCAAAACUAUGAAAAUUUGUUUAGAAUGACAUGAAAAUAGUCUAAAAUGACUGGAAAAUUAUCCAAAAUCAGUCAGAAUUUCUCUCAAAUGAUUAACAAUGACCCAGAAUGACAGAAAAUUUGCAGAAUGACACUAAAUCUGUCCAAGAUGCUUUAAAAAUCAUCCAAAAUGACUCGAAAUUUGUCUAAAAUGAGUUGAAAAUGAUCCACGAUUGCAAAAAAUUUGUCCGGAGUUACACAAUAUUUGUCAGAAAUGAAAACAAUCUUCCCAAAAUGACUUAAAAAAUUGACUUAAAUUACUUAAAUCUAUUCAGAAUUAACUGAAAACUUUCUAAAAAAUCACUGAAAACUUUCAAAAUGACAUGAGAGGGUUAGAAGCAGAGUGGUCUAAUCCAGAAAUAAUCUGAACUGAGUUUUAAAUAAUUUCUGUAAUAUUUUAUGGUCUAGAUGUUAGUGGUAAAGUGUUCUAACCCACAACCCAAACAUAGCGUUACAAUGAAUGUUAGACCAUUCUUGAAAACACAAAACUUUGAACCCAUUUUUCUCAAAAACUACAGAAAGUGGGUCAGACCAUCUGCUUCCAAACUCUUAUUGUGCUUCAAAAAUGAUCCAAAAUGAUUCUAAAUAGUCUUAAAUGACUGGAAUCAGAAUUUUUCUCAAAUGAUUAAAAAUUAUCCAGAAUUACUUAAAAUUUGCAGAAUGACACUAAAUUUGUCCAAGAUGCUUUAAAAAUCAUCCAAAAUUACUUGAAAUUUGUGGAAAAUGACUUGAAAAUGAUCCAAAAUUGCAGAAAAUGUGUCCAGACAUCUGGUUCAACCAAUAGAUUUGUGACUUUGUAGAAGAUUUUACAACUUUAGAAAACAAUCAUUGUGGCGGUUAUUUACUCUUUUGUCGCAACAAUCGUAAACUGGUCUUCACUGAGAGGAAAAAAACUGAACUUUUCAGGUCACGAAGGAUAAAAACGAAGUUACUUCAAUCACAGUUCAUACUCUUGGAUAGAGAUCAACAUUGUGGAUGUGACAAUCACUUGAUUUUGCUUAGAAAUUCCUUCCUUCCCAGUGGAUAAACUAGAUGCAAAACCCAACAGUGGAAACAACAAAAACUCAAAAAAAGUCUUGAAAUAUUUCUAACAAUCUUUGAAGGGUUUGGAAGCAGAGUGGUUUAACCCACUUCCUGUAGAAUGGUCUAACAUUCCCUGUAACGUUAUAUUUGGGUUGUGGGUUAGAACACUUUGCCACUAAAAUCUAGACCAUCAAAUGAUAGAGAAAUAAUGUAAAACUCAGUUCUGUUUUUUGUGGGUUAGAUCACUCUACUUCUGAAGCCCUCAUUUAUUUGCUGGAUGCCAAAAGUUCAAACAGGCUCCUUUCACUAUGUCUUCUAAUUACACUCGUUUCUUCUGCAUGUGUUUCAUGGAAGCUGACUUCAUCUCAGUGAGUCAACUCUUGAUAUUUACAUAAUACUAUUUACAUUUUCUUCAGAAGAUUUUCUCAGGAUUUGGUGAACAGUUGAGCUUUAUUUGCACGGAUACCUGGCUAAUAACGUAAUAACGUUUCUGCUUUGUUCACUUUAGAAAGAAGCUGUUUGAUUUCCCUCAGUCCCAGUAUUCUCACCAUCGCAGGCAAAAGCUCACUAAUAAUGAGCGAAGCGCCGCUUUUCAUAGAAAAUGAAAGGCAGCUGGUGAUUGUACCUGCCUUUGGUGUGUUGUUUGUGUUUCUGCCCUGAGAGUGUCAUGAUUAAAUCUCCAGAAAUCAAAUAAAACUGAUUCAGAAAUCAGAUUUAUUCAACUGAAUAACACAACAAAAAACAAGAGCUACAUAUUUUAUGACAGCAGCGAAACCUCCUCAUGUGUUUCUUUUAAUUCUAUUUCAGUCCCUGUGCAGUUACAGUCCACAUAUAUUCUACUGAAAGAAAUAGUUUAACAUUGUGGGCAACGCUUCCACGUCUUUAAGGGUCAUUCCAGAAUUGGAGGACAUUUGGGCUUCAAAUUUUUGAAAAAUAAACCUUCUCUUAUACUAUUUUCUGCUCCCUGUUCAUCAAUAAUAGAUAAUAAACUGUCAAAGGCUUGAUUGGUUCAGCUUACACAUUAAUGGUAGCAUUUUUAUUCCAUGUUUUCUGUGUUGUUUGCUAACCCUACUCUAAUCACAGUAACAGGGUUGCUAAUCCAUGCUAAUGUGAUCUUUUUCUCAGCAGUAGAAGCUAGAUAUUUAGCUAGUUGUUACUGCUGACCAAGAGGACAAACUGACUGAUGGAAAACAGUCAGAAGAAUGAGUCUGAUCCUGAUAAUAUGAGGUAGAGUAAGACAUUCAAUCAAGGCUGACAAUGUUCUGUCAUGUGAUUCACUGUUUUCUUCUUCUUCUAGCAGCUAAAAAGGUUAUGCUACCAGGGUUGCUGUGGGACACACGUUCAAUCCAUAAUAAUUAUUAUUUCAAUUAUUAUGUUGAUUAAAAAAUGUUCCCACAGUUACAAGAGACAUUAAUGAAAAAAAUAAUACCAAAAUAGUUAAUUUGAACAGUUUUAUUUGAGAUUCAAUGUGGUCAUCAGAGGGGUGGGACAAGAGAAAGAUGGUAUUUUAUGGGGGAAUUCCAGACUUAUUUGGUAUUUAAAAAGUAUUUUCAAACAUUCUUUUCUCCUGUUUUUUUAGAUUUGGUCUCAGGACAAGAACAUUUGCACAACUGCUUGUUUUAGUAUUUUGUACAUGGAUUAUUUGAAAUUUAAUGACAUAGAAUGUCCUCCAAUUCUGUAUUAACCCUUAUGGUAAAUAUGAGUCAUUAGCCAGCAUGUGUUUAGCUUAGCUUAGCAUUAAAGGUCCCAUAUUGUGCCCCUUUUUCAGCAACUUAAAGAAAGUCUUGCAUGUGUCCAAAAUAUUUCCACCUCAAAAUACUGCAAAGAUGCUUCACUUUCAGAAUGACAUAACUCCUGGCUUUUUCCUGCUCUGAACAGGCUGUUUUAGUAUCUGUAGCUUUAAAUGCGGCUGAGCUGCUGCUGUCCCCACCCCCUUCAGGAAGAAGACACUCUCUGCGCCUGUGAUUGACAGUGCAGAGACAAACAGAAAAUAAUUGAGUCUGUUAGCUAAAAUUCAAUGUGGAAAUAGGAUUCAAAUAGCCGUUGUCUUUAACUUGUGUGUUUGGUGAGUUUGUCAGAAGACGUUUUAAAAUUAGCAUUUUAGCUGCAGACUUCUGGUUAACGUGUAGUCCUACUGAGCUGCGUUUCAGUCACUGUUUUGUGCUUGUACUGUUUUCUGACAACAAAAACAGAAAAACGCGUAAAUGAGAACAACCUUAUUGGGAAGUUGGCUGUAUUACAUUGCAGUUUGUGUGAGCACAGAGAGCAGGAGAGAAGCUAAUGGAUGUGAAGAACUGAUUUUCACUAUAUGGGAUCUUUAACAGCUCAUCAGGCUCAGUCCAAAGGUAAACAACAGCUGAAACCCGAGUGUAGGAAUGACAACUUGGGAUUUUAAUUUCAUCACAGUCUUUGCUGUUGGGUUUGUAGUUGUUGGGGAGAACAACAUGCAGAUUAUAUUUCAGGGUGGAAUAUUUUCAAUUCUCAGUCAUAUGGUUGGUCUUUGUACCAUAAAGAUAACAUUGGAAGCAAAUUUAUCAAACUAUUGAAUCAGUAAAAUAACAGAUUUUAAUUUGGGUUUCCUCCAUUUCACUUAACACUUACAGAAAACCUCUUUAGGUGAUUAACUCUCAUCUAAAUCAUGAUCUAACUCUUUGUUUGUAGAUACUCACUGGCUCAGUUUGACUCCUGGCUGUAGAUCUGAAUGAAGUGAGUUGUGCUCAGUCUGUGAUCCGUGCUGUAUAUUUCUGCUAAACGCUCUCGUGGUGUAGUUUUUAUCUGGUAGUGUGUAUUUCAAGUCCACCGUACAAGAGUUUAGUCAGUCACUGCAAAUAAAUCAACUUUAUUUGUUUAACGAAUCAUUCUGCAAAGCAUUUCUAGACACGGAGUACGACAUGAUAGCCGACACUCCAAAUGUACAUUUAUAAGGUAUCUGGGUUGUAAUCGCAUUUAGAAUCAGGGUAUUUCCUUUGUGUGAAUUUGUGCUUUUAUGAGAGGACUUUGAUGAAAGUUGGAUUUCUUCUUUGUGCUGAUCUUGUGUAGACAUUAAACUGGAUGUUUAAUAAGAACAACUAACAAAGUCAUGGAAGGACUGAACAGGUCUGCUGGGUUCAGGAUCAGGGAGACUGUUAGUAGUAACUAAGUCCACCAGAAAAAUAUCUAGAAAGACUAGAAAGAGCUGUACAACAACUACAAAGAGACACAAAGCAACUACAAUCAGAAGCAAAGCAACUCCAAAGAGACAGAACAACUACAUAGAAAGGCAAAUGGCUAGAGCAAAAUAAAACAACUCCAAAGAGAUGCAAAACAACUACAGAGACACAAAGCAACUGCAAAAACAAAAAAAACAGCUACUGAAAGAAGCAAAACAAAUUCGAAGAGACAACACAACUGCAAAAGAGAUUCAAAACAGCUCCAAAGGGAAACAAAGAAACUACCAAAAAACACAAAACCAUACAAGUAGACCCAAAAAAAUACAGAGACACAAAGCAACCACAAAGAAUGAUAAAGUAACCCAACAGAAGCUCAAAACCACCACAAAGAGACAUAAAACAACCACAAAGAGACGCAAAAAAUACAGAGAUCCAAAGCAACUAUGAAGAAUGAUAAAAUAACCCAACAGAGACACAUAACAACCACAAAGAGACACAAAACAACCACAAAGAGACACAGAACAACCACAAAGAGACACAAAACAACCACAGCGACAUAAAACAACUACAGAGACACAAAGCAGACACAGAGACGUAAAACAACUACAGACACAAAUUACUACAAAGAGGCACAAAACAACCACAGAGACAUAAAACAACUACAGACACAAAGCAGCCACAAAGAGACAUAAAACAACUACAAAGAUACAUAAAACAACUAAAAAGAAACGCAAAGCAAUCACAAACAGACAUAAAACAACUACAGACACAAAAUUACUAACCACAGAGACAUAAAACAACAACAGACACAAAACAACCACAAAGAGACACAGAACAACCACAAAGAGACACAGAACAACCACAAAGAGACAUAAAACAACCACACAAACACCACAAAACUGGAGGUGUAGUUUUUUCACUGCUGUGCUCAGAGGCCUGAAGUCAAACAAUCAUCCAUGAAUCAACUAUAAACACUAGAAAUAGUCAAACCAGCAAAAUUGUUCUGACACCAACUGACUUGUUGAGUUCUCGGUUGAUGACGAAAUACAGGAUUUAUUUAUUUUUUAUCCUUUGGUUGACAUUUUUUGCACUAUUGUUCACUUUAUGAAUUUUGAGUGAUUACUGGAAGUUCAGACUGUAAACGUUUCCAAAGCGUCCGCUGAGUUCUGCCUGAUUGUUUUGUUGCUCAUAUGAUGAUGUUUUAGCAUUUUAUCCUUAAAAACACCACUAACAUACACGUCACUGUAAAGCUGUAUCCUUUCAUCCUGAAUGAGAUUUCUUUACGUUUGACCACAAGAACUGUCCAAAGUAAUAACGUGUGAAGUGCUGCUGGUGGAGAUGGAGGUGGAGGUGGAGGUGGAGGUGGAGGUGGGGUUCAUGCUAGUGGUCUGGUUGGGUAGUUGACAGUCAUGUUAAUGGCUGUCCAUUACUGAGAGCCACGAAGAGAUUGAAUCAGAGACGGACCGUCCUCCACCUUCCCUCAGCAUCGGUUGUGUUUCCAUCUCCCGACUGUGUGAAACUUUGUGGGUUUGGAGGCUGAAAUGUUUCCUGUUUUACUAGAAGCCAUAAAUCCUGUGAGAAUGUGGGAGGCAGCCUCCGCCUCGGUGAUUCCUGCUGUUUGUCUGGACUGUUCUGUGAGUUUACAGUCAGAAGGCAGCGUUUCGUAAUAAAAACAGGUUCAGGGUCAGGGUCAGGUUCAGGUUCAGGGUCAGGGUCAGGGUCAGGUUCAGGUUCAGGUUCAGGUUCAGGUUCAGGGUCAGGGUCAGGGUCAGGUUCAGGUUCAGGUUCAGGGUCAGGGUCAGGUUCAGGUUCAGGCUGGUGGUUCCUGCAGCGUCAUCUUAUUUUACCUCUAUGCACUCCAGCUAGCAGCAUCAUGUUGAGAUGUGCUAAUAAAUGUACUUUUUGUCGAGGCUCUGGCUGUAAAAUUAUGUCCUGAUUCCUGAAAUAUUGACUCAUGAAGCCUCUGACGUCCUAAAACAUGUUGGUUAUUUUCAUAUUGUGCAUAAACUGGUUGAACACAGUGAUGAAUAUAUGUAGAGUUGUUGUUUUUUGUUCAGAUGUUAUUGUCUUGUUUUCUUAAGUUAUCUUGCUUUCACAAAUAUAUUGUUUUCUCAAGUUUUCUUGGUUUUUACAAGUUAUUAUCUUGUACAUACGAGUUAUUUUCUUGUCACAAGUUAUCUUGUUUGUAAAAGUUAUUAUCCUGUUUUAACAAGUUAAUAUCUGUAUUUACGGGUUAAUAUGUUGUUUUAACAACUUAUCUUGUUUUUACGAGUUAUUAUUUUGUUUUUACUGGUUAAUGUCUGGAUUUUGCGAGUUAAUAUCGUUUGUACAAGUUAUUAUGUUGUUUUCACAAGUUAUCUUGUUUUUACAUGUUAAUAUAUUGUUUUAUGAGUUAUCUUGUUUUAAUGAGUUAAUAUCUUGUGUUUACAAGUUAUUAUGUUGUUUUUACAAGUUAAUAACUUGUUUUGACCAGUUAAUAUCUUGUAUUUAUGAAUUAUUAUCUUGUUUUAAUGAGUUAGUAUCUUGUUUGUACAAGUUUUUAUCUUGUUCUCACAAGUUAUCUUAUUUUUAUGAGUUAUCUAGUUUUUACAAGUUAAUAUCUUGUAUUUACGAGUUUUAUGAGUUAUUAUCAUGUAUUUAUGAGUUAUUAUCUUGUAUUUAUGAGGUAAUAUCUUGUUUUGUGAGUUAUCUUGUUUCCACAAAUUCUUAUAUCGUUUCUACAGGUUAAUAUCUUGUUGUCAAGUUAUCUUGUUUGCAGAAGUCAUCAUUUAAUAUCUUGUUCAUACAAGAGAAAAUACCCUCUAAUUAUUACUGGUCUGCUCAUGUAACAGAUAUUUUACAUAAAACUCAUAAUUUACAUAAUUUGCCCACAAGUUGUCUUCAAGCAACAAGAUAAUACUGAAUGUUGUGUAUUUCACGUCUCUUAUGGAUUUUGUAAACAUGUGUUCAUGUUUUGUUCAUACAAGAAGGCAGCAAAUGUUGAUUUUGUGAGCAUAAGUAAUAAUUUGAUCUUUCUGGGACUUCAUGGGACUCUAUUCAGAAACUUUCUGUCAUUUACUGUGUUUGAUGUCCGCUGGUGUUUUAUUUAGUGUUUGGAGAGGCUGUACUGUCUUUAUUUCUGUCCUAAUAGGGUUUAAAACUCAAUCACACCACGAACCCUUCAGGGCGUUUAGUCGUCCUUUAAUCAGCGACGUCCAAACAUUCAGACGGUAAAUUAAACGCUUCGGUCCCAGCAGUAAUUAAAAGUUUGAUCCACUGAACCUUCACCACUCAGAACUCCUGUGAAACUUCCUGCGAUGCCACGAAGAGCGGAGCGUCCUGCACCUGUCCCAUGAUGCACCUGAACUUCCUGUCACUGUACAGUACGUGGUGGUGACUGACUCUAGACCACACAUACGAUGCUGAAUAGUUUGUUUUGUGGAACACAGGCGACUUUUUUUGUUUUUGUUGGACAAUAUUUGAAUGUGUAUCGUCACUUUCUGCUUCGUUCCUUGUCUGAAUGUCUGUAUUCCCUCCAAUAUGUAACGAUGAUUAAUGUAUACAGACGUCCUGUCCUUUAGCGUCCCGCCACUGGGGACAUCCAAGGCCUUGUAUAGGAGGACAUCAGUAAUAUCUACAGAUAACGUCGUGUAAAUUAACUAUUUUAAUGGCAAUAGUAGUGUGUACAGUAUAAACAUCACUAGACUCCAUCUCCCACCACACUGUAUAAAGAAAGAGCAGAAGCCCCAAAUAUUAAACAGCAUGGAGGAAACGUUC